Messenger RNA from Sceloporus undulatus (fence lizard), 1573 nucleotides. RefSeq names its product fibrinogen gamma chain (gene FGG). The coding region runs from base 98 to 1408 and encodes 436 amino acids. Lineage: Eukaryota; Metazoa; Chordata; Lepidosauria; Squamata; Phrynosomatidae. The transcript has 9 exons. Gene Ontology annotation, biological process: blood coagulation; protein polymerization; platelet activation. Gene Ontology annotation, molecular function: signaling receptor binding. The record is from RefSeq and is a predicted model, not a curated record. Gene Ontology annotation, cellular component: fibrinogen complex.
CACUGUGCAUUUCAGGAAGCAAGACCAGACCUCAGAAGUCCCCAUUGACUAAGCACUGCCUCUUCAGCAUUUGGGAGCUCACAGAGCUACAGACACAAUGAAACCAAAGUUCAACAUUUGGUUGGCUCUUCUGUCUUCCCUCUUAUCCACUUGCAUUGCAUAUGUUGCCAACCAGGAUAACUGUUGCAUCCUAGAUGAACGAUUUGGCAGCUUUUGCCCCACAACAUGUGGCAUUGCAGAUUUCUUGAACAGAUAUCAACCUGAGGUGGAUCGGGAUCUCCAAGUACUUGAACACGCCUUGCAGGACAUCUCUAAUUCUUCAGAUAUAACAGAACAUUUGAUACGUCAAAUAAAACAAGUGCAAAGCCCAGGCCCCUCCACUCAAGCAAAUGUUAUUCCAGGUUAUACUCAAAAGUCAAGGGAAAUCAUUGAUGAAAUCAUCAGAUAUGAAAACAUUAUUGUGGGCCAUGAAAAUACAAUACAACAACUGACAGAUAUAAUGAUAUCAAACAAUAACAAGAUCCUACAGUUAAAGCAGAAGACGGCUCAGCUUGAGGCACAGUGUCAGCAGCCAUGUAGAGACACUGUCCAAAUACAGGAAUUAACUGGAAAAGAUUGCCAGGACAUUGCAAACAAAGGUGGCAGGCAAAGCGGUCUCUACUUCAUCAAACCUCAGAAAGUCAAGGAACAAUUCUUGGUGUAUUGCGAAAUUGAUACACUGGGUAAUGGUUGGACAGUUUUCCAGAGGAGGCUUGAUGGUAGUGAAGAUUUUAGGAGAAACUGGAUUCAGUACAGAGAAGGAUUUGGACACCUGUCACCAAAUGACCAGACAGAAUUCUGGUUGGGAAAUGAAAAAAUUCAUUUAAUAACCACUCAAUCUACUAUUCCUUAUGUCUUGCGAAUAGAGCUGGAGGAUUGGAGUGGCCAAAAAAGCUAUGCAGAUUAUGCCCACUUCAAAGUGGGAAGUGAAUUAGACAAGUAUCGUCUGACCUAUGCCUUCUUUAUUGGCGGUGAUGCCGGGGAUGCCUUUGAUGGUUUUGAUUUUGGAGAUGAUCCAAGUGACAAAUUCUUUACCUCCCACAAUGGCAUGCAGUUCAGCACAUAUGACAAUGACAACGAUAGAUUUAGUGAGAACUGUGCUGAACAGGACGGAUCUGGAUGGUGGAUGAACAAAUGUCAUGCAGCUCACCUCAAUGGCAAAUAUUAUCAAGGUGGUACUUACACUGAGAAAGAUGCGGGUCCAGGUGGACAUGACAACGGUAUUACGUGGGUAACCUGGCGUUCUCGGUGGUAUUCCAUGAAGAAAACAGUGAUGAAAAUCAUUCCAUACAGUCGGCUUUCAAUAGUAUCAGGACAGCAAACUGGAGGAGUCAAAGAGGUUGGACUAGGAGGCCGUGGAGACAUUUAAAAAGAUAACAAGAUAUGACAAAAUCUACUGUAAAUUUAGUCAAAGGCCAUUCUGUAUUUGAACAAUGUUUGAAUAUCACACAAGUCUCUUCUGGAAACUGUUCUCAGAACUAUGAGACCUUUCUACCUGAACAAGUAGAAAAUUAUUAUACAAGUUAUUAUACUA